AAAAAUGGUCAUGUGACUAAGCCACUCCGACCAGGAAGGUGUAAUUGUAAUUGUUGAAAGAACAGCUUGGGUCGGCGUUAGUUGAAAAACGAAGAUGAAAAACUGCUGGCUUCUGCCUUCUGUGGGCUUCAUUUUACACAUGCUGGCGGGGUGUGAUGCUACCGUGAUCCUCUCAGUUCCAGCAGCUGUGAUACUAGAAAACCACAGUUCAAGGAAUAUAAGUAUCGGAUGGAGCUCCCCGCUAGGUGUGAGAACUGAGAUCACUUUUAAUAUCACCUAUUCUUCAAAAAACACAACCGUCGUUCAGCUCCCAGACCAGGUAACAUUACCACCUGAAGCAAGCUCUACAAGCUUCGGAGUCCAAGCUAAACAUGUAGGCCAGGUUACUGUUUACCUGAACAGCAACAACUCAAACUACACCGGAUCUCCCGCUCGAAUUCGCUUCCUGGUAGUACGGAGUUCCGCUGUUGAAAUCGUCAACCAGGUGAUUGGCUGGAUUUAUUUCCUGGCCUGGUCCAUCUCGUUUUAUCCGCAGGUCGUGGAGAACUGGAGAAGGAAAAGUGUCAUAGGGUUGAAUUUUGACUUCUUGGCAUUAAACCUCACAGGGUUCAUUGCAUACAGCGUGUUCAACGUGGGUAUGUUCUGGGUGCCCUAUGUAAAGGAGGAGUUUCUGAAGCGCAGCCCCAACGGGGUGAAUCCUGUGGAAGCUAAUGAUGUUUUCUUCAGUCUCCACGCAGUUGCUCUUACUGUUGUAGUUAUCUGUCAGUGCUGUCUCUAUGAGAGAGGUGAGCAGAGAGUCUCAAAGGUGGCUAUUGGUUUGCUGGUGAUCGCCUGGGCGUUUGCCUUCUUCACCCUGUUUGUGGCGGUCGCAGGUACUAUCACCUGGCUGGAAUACCUGUAUUACUUCUCUUACAUUAAACUGGGGGUCACACUGGUCAAAUACAUUCCACAGGCGUACAUGAACUACCGGAGGAAAAGCACGGUUGGCUGGAGUAUCGGAAACGUCUUGCUGGAUUUCACAGGAGGGAGCUUCAGUCUGAUACAGAUGUUCUUGCAGUCAUUCAACAACGAUCAGUGGAUGUUGAUUUUUGGAGACCCGACAAAGUUCGGUUUGGGAGUCUUCUCAAUCUUGUUUGACGUUCUGUUCAUAACUCAGCACUACUGCUUGUAUCGACAAAAAACAGCUGAAUACCAGCCUAUGGACUAGCCCACCGAAACUCAACGAAGCACAGUGUCCUCGCGGGACCGUUCCCUGCUGGGGUAGAACCAGUAACAACUCCCCUUGUUUCCAUUUCCCUUCCACACCCCCCUUUGUGUGCCUUUCCAGUACUGGUGCACAGCAAUCCAAUCCAUUCUUGUGUUGUGUCUUUCAUGCCCUGGCAUCUCUAAACAGGGCUCGAGCUACUGCAAACCACAGCGUCCUAAGCAUAGAUGCAAGUUUAUGAUUCCCUAGCAGCAGCGAAUCAAUGCAUCAGGUAAAGACACAAACAGUCUCUGCAAGUGGAUUUCCUCUAGGCAGUGGGUUUGUUGGGGUUGUGCACUCUCGAAAACAAGACUCCAGUUGCAUAUUGGAGCAGCAUGGACACCAGCAUCUGCAGACCUCAGUUGGCUACCAUUGAUUGUGCAAAACACGUGCAUGAGUCCUUAUGAAUUUCAGACACAUGCCAGUGGUGGAUGUGGCACUCCAGCCUUAGAAGAUACAUGAAUGAUGUUUUUAAACAGGCUGUUUUUUUUAACCCUUUAUGGUAAAAGGGACCUAUGUGUCCCACAAAUAAAAAUGGUGCUAACUUUCUUAUUUUUGGCAGUGAGCUGCACGAAACGUGGUUUCAGAUUUACUGAGGUUGGAUCUGCUCAUCCUAAUUGUCAGUUUCCUCCUCGUGAUAUUUGCGUUGUUCUCAAAUGUUUUCAGAAGAAACCGUUUGAACAAGCACUCAAUUCCUCGUAUACGUUAAGGGGUUAAUGAAUACUUUAAAUCUUUAUAUUAUUACAAAAACAUGUCUAAUAUGUAAGUAUACAUAACACAUGGAAUUCUAUUGAAAUAUUCAUAUUAUGAAAAGAUAACUGAUUUUUUUUAUAAAACGUACUGUUAACACAGUUGCCAACUGUAAAAUAAUAAUAAUAAUAAUAAUCUGUAUAAUAUGGUUCUGAUGGGAGUAAGGAAAUAAAUCCCAUUUAAAAUAAUCUUAAACAGCGUAGAAGGUUAAGUGAGAAAUCCAAAUCUGCUUAAAGGGAAAGAAUUGUUUCUGAUUUCAUAGCAGCAUCUGGUUUACGGUUACUGUAAAUGUAUUUGUAAAUAUGAGCAAAGUCAUUUUUUUAGUUUGUUUUUUUGUGAUAAUUUAGAAUUCGACAAAAAAAAAAAAAAAACAUUUUGACCUACAUCAAAGUUCAGUUGAGGUGAAUAUUUAUAAUAACAACUGAUCUGAAUAACAUUGAUUUGGUACCACCCAUUUUAAUUGUUUUUAGACUUGCAAACUAACUAAAAAAUAACACUGAUGAGGACAAUUAUUAAGCUGCUAAGACCAGCUGUGGAGUAGAAGAUAGUGCUAUACAGAUUGAAACUUUCUUAGCUUCUACUAGUGAGAUGAUGUCCACUCUGCUCAUUAUCCAGGAUCAUGAGAGGAGACUACAUAGCAUAUCCAGAGAAACCAAGCUUACCGAUGCAAAGCACUGGGCAGUGUUAGUUUAAAAGCUUUGCAGGUAUACAAAGAUGUAUUCAUGUCCCAGGCCAGAAAAAAAAGCCUGCAGUGUCUUUACUGAACAAGGCUAAUGCGUUCAGUUUGAUUUUGCAUUGGCUGUGGAGUUAGUUACACACUAUUUUAGGGAUCUGAAUAGUACAGCUUUGGUUUUUAAUCAAGCAAGUGAUGAAAGUGACCCACCUACUGGUCACAGAGGCACACAGUUGAGCUAAUGUUACACUAAUCGGUAUACCAAGUGUACGAUGCAUUUGUGACCUGCACAGAACGAUCUGAAUGAAUGACAAAGAAGCAGGCAGUAGCUAGCUACAGGGUGGAAAUUAUAAGCAAGAUUAUACUAACCCUUUAUAUAAUUGUUGAAAGAAGGAGUUGUCCACAAAUCACACUAUAUAAAGAUGUUGUAUAUGAGUUUUCUGUAUGUUUAAUGCAGUUGUAGAUCUUUUUGUAAAAGCUAAUGUAUGUUGGAGCCUUUCUGUAAAAUUUUUUUUUAUUUUGUCAUGUACAAAAUAAUGUGAAACAAGUGCCUUUUCUAUCACUGAAGCAAAUAUAUACAUAUAUAUAUAUAUAAUCAGAAUCAAUUUAAAUUAAUGUGACUUUUUAAUAAAAUUUAAAUAAUUUUAAAGUUGCCUGUAGAUCACCAUUUUGGUCUUUUAUGAUUAAAUGUAACUGCAGUCUA
This is a messenger RNA of Acipenser ruthenus (sterlet), 3369 nucleotides long. Its product is annotated as cystinosin. The coding region runs from base 95 to 1207 and encodes 370 amino acids. Gene Ontology annotation, cellular component: lysosomal membrane. The record is from RefSeq and is a predicted model, not a curated record. The transcript is spliced from 11 exons. Gene Ontology annotation, biological process: L-cystine transport. Gene Ontology annotation, molecular function: L-cystine transmembrane transporter activity. Lineage: Eukaryota; Metazoa; Chordata; Actinopteri; Acipenseriformes; Acipenseridae.